Hyla sarda is the source of this 1110-nucleotide messenger RNA. RefSeq lists its product as uncharacterized. The coding region runs from base 142 to 1101 and encodes 319 amino acids. The record is from RefSeq and is a predicted model, not a curated record. The transcript has 6 exons. Lineage: Eukaryota; Metazoa; Chordata; Amphibia; Anura; Hylidae.
GGAGGGGCCAGGAGCAGUGAGGAGGCAGAGAGUAGAGGGGAGUCGACUGUCUGUAUAGCUCCCAUUACAGACUCUGUAGCCUUAGACCUCCGGACCUCUGCUCCCUGUGUCAGCUGUCAGGAGCCUCAGGAUCUGUGUGUGAUGCUGCAGCUGCGGAGCACACAGGUCCUGACACUGCUGACAGACCGACACAGUGACCUGUCGGGACUCAGGCAGCCUGCGCUCCAGCCACUGCCGGCCCACAGGGCAGCGGCCUACCAGGAAUAUUCUGGUAAUGGUAAUGGGGCAGCAGCAAGCACAGCAUUAGUGAAGCAGGAUGGCAGUGUAAAGGAUGGGGGCUGUGUUACUAUAGAGUUUUGGGUAGACUGCAGAAGGGGCCACAGUUGUAUUGGUAUAGUCUUCACUCAUCAGGAGACAUCAUCCUAUUUGCCUGGGCUGGAUGGAAAAGAAAAUCUAUACAAUCAGAGAAGAUGCCAACUGUGGUCACUGGAUUUAAUAGUCCUUUAUGCUGUGACUGCUUCUGAUCAGCAUGCUCAAAGAGGUGUCAUGAACCAGGAAGUAAACUACAGGAAGUACAAAGCCUCCUGGGAAUUGUGGCGAGAAGGCAAGAAAUACAGUCAUCUGGCUAUUUAUCCUUUCCAAGUGGAUCAUCCUGUUACGGAUGAUUACGAAGAAUUUAUGGUUCUGAUGAAGAGGAAUAUAUGCACUCCCCACACUCCAAGGCAAGUCAGAGCUCCAGCACCAUCAGAGUUUCCGAGCUACAAAGCGAACAGCAACCUUCUGAAAUUGAGCAGCAGCAGCAGUCCUCACAACCUGAGACAAAUCAGCCAGCUCCAGCCCAGCCAGCACAACUGCGACGUAUGGAACUGGAAGCACCCCAGCAACCAGCUCCUAGGAAGCAAGGCCGUGGAAGAGUUAGUCGUGGUGGAUCCGGCACUACCGGGGGCAGGACCGAACAAUAUGUUGAGAAGAUUGUCAUCGACAGUGAGCUUCUCAUCCAGAUGGUUCAUGAAAGUCCUGCCGUAUGGGAUCAGACAGAUCCACAAUAUUCCAACCAUGCUGCAACAAGGAGACUAUGGGAGGACAUAUUUAUUGCCAUAGUGGAGAGAG